This is a messenger RNA of Acanthochromis polyacanthus (spiny chromis), 2295 nucleotides long. RefSeq names its product E3 ubiquitin-protein ligase TRIM39. Lineage: Eukaryota; Metazoa; Chordata; Actinopteri; Pomacentridae. Bases 383 to 1459 code for a protein of 358 amino acids. The record is from RefSeq and is a predicted model, not a curated record. The transcript is spliced from 5 exons. Gene Ontology annotation, molecular function: protein binding.
UUUCUCUGCCUACAGUCUCAUUUUCUUCCUCUUGUCUCCCAAGUUUAGAUUCAUAGUCUCAUCUUACAAGACACAUGGUGGCAAGAGCAGUAGCACGGUGGAGGCACAUUUCCACCGUGUUCCCCCCCUCCCCGUCAACAAAGCCUUCACAUCUACAGGCCUAUAAAAGCCCUUGUGGUCGAGCUGUCGCUGCUUAGUAGAGUUUAAUCUGCACUUCUGCAAACAAAAUGAACAGUAAGGUUGACUUGAAGGCAGCGAACAAAGUAAGCACUUCCACUUUGGUUGCUUUUCAAGAGGAAAAAUCCGCGACACUGUUGAUGACUUGCCGCCCUUUAGUUCUUACUUCUUUUUACCUGCAGUGCUGUUUGGUUUGAUUUCCCUCAUGUCUUCAAAGGAAAAGCUCCUGAAACAUCAGCAGCACUUGCAGAGACAAAGAGACGCCAUCGCCUACAGGAUGAAGAAACUGGCAGCUAAGCAGGUGGAGAUCACGAAAAAGACCGAGACGGUGAAGGAGAAAAUCAGGAAGAAGUACGAGGAAAUGAAGUGGGUUUUGGAGGAGGAUCUUCGGAUCACGCUGACUCAGCUGGACACGGAACACAAGGCCGCAGAGACGCUGGUGGAGGAGAAGAUAGAGGACUGCUACCACCUCACACAGGAACUGGACCAGGAACUGGCUAAGAUUGGUGCUGAGGUGAAAACACAAGAAAGUGACAUUCAGAAUGCAGAAACAGAAAAGAGAAUAUCUGAAAUGUUGAAACAAACCGACCCCGACCUGAUUCAGACGGAUGAGUUCAAGAACGAACAGCUGCUGAGUCUUACUAUUAAUCUGCUGCUGUUCAUCAGAUCCCAGGUCCCUGUCACCAAGAAGCUGUUUCAGAGCUACGCAGCAGAUGUCAUCCUUGACGCUGACACUGCCCACCCCAAGCUGAUCAUCUCUCCCAAAGGCGAUUCAGCUACAUACACAGAAACCUGGCAGGACGUCCGAGAGAUCCCCUCUCGCUUUGACAACACCCUGAACGUAAUCAGCAAGGAAGGCUUCAGCGAAGGCCGCCACUACUGGGAGGUGGAGGUGAGCGGGAAGACCUACUGGGAGCUGGGCCUCACCUAUCCCAGCAUCCCACGGCAGGGCCGCGAGGAGGAGAGCUGGCUGGGCCGAGGCAAGGAGUCGUGGUGUGUGGAAUACUUUAAUGGAGACUACACUGCGUGGCAUAAUGGUGUUCAGCAUGAGCUGCCUCUGCUGGCAGGAAGACAGUUUUCCCGUAUCGGGGUAUACUGCAGCUUCCCUGGGGGUUUGGUGUGCUUCCUGGGAGCUGACACCAUGACGCCGUUCCAUUGCUUCUGCUCAGGGACCUUCACUGACAUCCUGCAUCAAGCUCUCUGCCCUGGGCACGACAACGAAGGCACAAACUGGAAGUCCCUUCAAAUUUGCGAUGCUUCCCGCUCAGCUCCUGUUCUCUGAGGGAGCGGAAGGAAGGAAUGUGUCUAAACAGGGGGGGCAUCAGCUGCCUCAUCUGACAUUCUUAAAACCUGACACAGCCUCGGCUCUGGAUGCUGAGUGUGUCAGGCAAGUCUAAAUUUGCUUAAGGGAAUUUUAAAGCGACUCGAUUUUAGAUUCACAGUCAUUCAGUUGCAGGCCUCCCUUUAUAGCGGACACGCCAAACUUAACAUGCAGACUUGAGUGCUAUCAAAAUAUAACAUAGUGGUUAUUUUUAAAUGUUUAUUCUUACUGUCAUGAUUAACCAUAAUAUAGAGAUGAAAAACUGCAAAAACAGAUGUGAGAAUGGCACAGAGAAAAGUGUCGCAAAACACUGAAUUAAUUAUUUGUAUGUAUCUGUCAUUAACACUAAUAACAAAUCCCACGUAAAGCCCAAAAUUAAGCCUCUUAGCCUGUCUGGCAAUAUUUCUCAACUUUACUAUGGUCUGUGGUUCUCAGCCUCAAGCCAAUCUUAACAGACACACUUUUUUUACUUUUCACUCUUAAAAAAUGCUAAGUCACCUCCUACAACAAUUGGCUGAAGUAGUUUUUAUUAGGUGUUACAAAAACAUGGCUGAAUUGUGCAUGUGCUGGGGUCUAUUUUUCAGUGUGCAAUAUGUGGAAAUAUGUAAAACAAUGUGCCUGUGAUUCUGGUAAUAAAUGAAUAAAUGUAAUCAAGAGAUAAGUAAAGAAUAUCAUGAGCCUAAUCUGAUAAGUGUAAAGAGCAAGACGUUUUUCUACCAUGUAAUGCAUGAAUUCAUGAAUUCUAAACCAAACACUGAGUGUAACUUAUGAAAAUAUUUCCAAAUCCAUUUAAUUUC